AUGCAUAUCGGUGCUAAAGUGUGCUUUUUUUGUGGUGUGAGCACUCUUCGUGGACCGCGACGAAGGAGACAGCGACCCAUACAAUCAUAUUUGUUAACAAAAUACUAUAUAGCUGAUCAUCCAAACAUAAUUGAAUAUGCUAACCACAUAUUUAACGAUCGGCUGAUAAUAGCGACUGACAGAAUUUGCAGACCGUGUUUGCAACGCGCAGAUCGAUACGUGUUAAGAGCUAGAAAAGCUCAAGAGGAACAGGAAACUGCUGUAGCAUUGCAACAACCAGCAAUCAUUGAUGUGCUACCCCCAUCUAAUUUGGAUCUUCUCAAAAUUCACCAACCUUCGGAAACACAAAGUGAUCCGCUAAUAUUUAAUACCCAAAUUGAUGUCCAAAAUGUUCCAAUGAAGUAUGAAGUAUUCCCCGAAGACAUUCCUCAAGCACAAGAAAUGCCACCACCAGCAACUGUGCCGUUAGUACCUGUCCCGGGUUUCAAAUGCAUACCAUUUUGUGCAUCAAAAUGUAUUAUACCAGGUUGCAGGCACAAGACGUUACAUAGAAUCAACUUAAUGGUGAGAAAACAUAUUUUAUUACAACAAAAUAUAUACGUCCCACAUGGAGUCAGGGUAUGUGAUGAGCAUUUGGAAGCGGGAGCAUGGUGGAAAAAUUUGACGGCACAUUGUCAUCCUACAGAUACCUUUAGUAGUGCACAAGUAGCAGAUAUGUCAAAAAUAUUGCAAGAAAACUGCUUAACAUAUCUAAAUUUAGAUGAUAUAAACUCGGCUUUAAUAAAAAAUGCCUUG
Molecule: messenger RNA, 795 nt
Organism: Brenthis ino (lesser marbled fritillary)
Lineage: Eukaryota; Metazoa; Arthropoda; Insecta; Lepidoptera; Nymphalidae
Source: the annotation of a GenBank genome assembly